Messenger RNA from Cornus florida, 1523 nucleotides. RefSeq lists its product as uncharacterized. The transcript has 9 exons. The coding region runs from base 113 to 1219 and encodes 368 amino acids. The record is from RefSeq and is a predicted model, not a curated record. Gene Ontology annotation, molecular function: oxidoreductase activity. NCBI's taxonomy places the organism in Eukaryota, Viridiplantae, Streptophyta, Magnoliopsida, Cornales, Cornaceae.
UUUUAGGUUGGACAGCAAAAUUCUCUUUUAGACAUUUAUUGGACUCUGAAUUAUGGGUGGGCUUCGUGUUUGAUCCGUCAAACGGACGGACAGUAGAGAGAGCAGACAUACCAUGAACAACACUAUCAGCAAGGUCGCCGUUAUCGGAAGCGGAAUUUCCGGAGCUGUAUGUGCAUCGUCUCUGGCCAGAAAUGGGGUAUCCGUCACUGUCUUCGACUCCGCUAGAGGUCCUGGUGGCCGAAUGUCCCAGAGAAGAGAACUUAUUGAAGAUGGGAAGGAGCUACAAUUCGACCAUGGCGCACCUUACUUCACGGCCAGCAACACGGAUGUGUUGGGCCUUGUUCACGAAUGGGAAGCCAGGGGUUUUGUUGCCGAGUGGAAGGAGAAUUUUGGGUCCUUUGAUUGUUUCUCUAAGAAAUUCGUUGACAUUGAAAAGGAAGGAUCAAGCAAGAAGUAUGUGGGUGUCCCAGGAAUGAAUUAUAUUUGUAAAGCAUUAUGCCACGAGAGCGGAGUGGAAAGUAAGUUUGGAGUGGGUGUUGGGAGGUUAGAGUGGUUGGAGGAUGAGGAUAUAUGGUCAUUGACAGGUUUGGAUGGACAAAAUCUUGGACAUUUUAACGGUGUGGUUGCAUCAGAUAAAAAUAUAGUUUCUCCCAGGUUCACAAACGUGACAGGACGCCCACCGCCACUUGAUUUGAAUUUUCUUCCGGAGUUCGCUGCAAAGAUGAAAGAAAUUCCUGUUAGUUCAUGUUUUGCUCUCAUGCUGGCAUUUGAAGAACCUUUGCCGAUACCGGUGAAAGGCUUAUCGUUCAAAAAUUCUGAAAUUUUAAGCUGGGCAUUUUGUGACAGCAGCAAGCCAGGGCGGUCUACCACUAGUGAACAUUGGGUAUUGCAUUCUACAGAGGACUAUGCCAAUGGUGUAAUUGCUCAAACUGGACUUCAGAAGCCUACUAAUGCAACUUUGACAAAAGUGGCUGAAGAACUAUUGCAAGAAUUUCGAAAAACAGGAUUUGUCAUUUCUCAUCCAUUUUUCAGAAAAGCUCAUAGAUGGGGGAGUGCUUUUCCUGCUGCAAGUGUAGCAAGAGAGGAUAGAUGCCUUUUCGAUGGGAAGCAGAGACUGGCCAUUUGUGGAGACUUCUGUGUUAGUCCAAAUGUUGAAGGUGCAAUACUAAGUGGCAUGGCUGCAGCCUCAAAGUUUGCUGACAUCCUUAGUUGCUUAUAGCGGCAAUGUCAUGAAUUUAUAAAGCAGUUGCCCUUCUCAACAUGCAUGGAGUAGGAAGUUAUUUGCACGGGGUGUGUUUUUUCUGAUUUGCUUGGCUGAAUAGUGAUAUUAAAUGAAAACCCUAUUGUGUAUUAACUUUUACAGAGUUGGUGUUCAAUGUGAUUUAAAGAUGAAAAAGGUCUUCCUUCUCCACCUUUUCCAUGGCUUCCACGAUAUCGGAAUAAUUUUAUUCAAGCUCUUAUUGGUUUAUGUGCUACAUUCCAAGGUUCAAUCCAUGUCUGUGAUUGAUAAUUCCAUUUUGUGA